Messenger RNA from Peromyscus leucopus (white-footed mouse), 1129 nucleotides. RefSeq names its product calcium homeostasis modulator family member 6 (gene Calhm6). The coding region runs from base 116 to 1051 and encodes 311 amino acids. Gene Ontology annotation, molecular function: monoatomic cation channel activity. NCBI's taxonomy places the organism in Eukaryota, Metazoa, Chordata, Mammalia, Rodentia, Cricetidae. The transcript is spliced from 2 exons. The record is from RefSeq and is a predicted model, not a curated record.
AACCCAGAAAGGGCUGAGAAGCCGUCUUCCUUUUUCUAAAGCUCCUUCAAAGCUGACACACAGAGCAGAGCCUAAGCGUCUGAGCCCAGCGGGGUGCCCAGGGUGAGCAGAAUCCAUGGAGAAGUUCAAGGCGGUGCUGGACCUGCAGAGCAAGCAUAGCAGCGCCCUGGGCUACGGCUUGGUGACCCUGCUGACGGCGGGUAGCGAGAAGAUCUUCUCCGUGGUGGUGUUCCAGUGUCCCUGCAGCGCUACCUGGAACCUGCCCUACGGCCUGGUGUUCCUGCUGGUGCCAGCGCUGGCGCUCUUCGUCCUGGGUUGCGCGCUGAGCGCUCGCACCUGGCGCCUGCUCACCGCUUGCUGCUCAGGGAGCCGGAAUUCCAGCUCCUGGUCGCACAGCGCGUUCGUGUGCUUGCAAAUCACCGCGGCCGCCUCUGUCCCGGCCGUCACCUGGGUGGCGGUAGCGCUGCUCGGGGGCUCCUUCUACCAGUGUGCUGUCAGCGGGAGCACAUACAUGGCCAAGCGCCUGUGCGGGGAUCUAAACGACAGCUGCGUCGGCAACCUAUCGCAGGUUCCCUGCAACAAGCAGGAGAUGGAGGAGAUGCAGGACAUCCUGAGUCAGCUCAAGGCUCAGUCUCAGGUGCUGGGCUGGGUCCUGAUAGCAGCCGUCAUCGUUUUACUUCUGGCUUUUAAGUCUCUCAUUCGAUGCUUCUCCCCGGUUAGUUAUCUGCAGCUACAAUUCUGGGAAAUAUAUAUGGAAAAGGAGGAGCAGAUCCUUCAAAAAGAAGCUUCGGAGAAUGCGACCCAGUUGGCAAAAGAGAACGUUAGGUGUUUCUUUGAGUGCAGUGAUCCAAAGGAAUGCAAAACCCCAAGCAGUGAAGCGUGGCAGCACAUUUCGGCACUGUACACUUUCAAUUCCAAGGACCAGUUCUACAGCAUGCUGCAUAAGUAUGUUACUAGACAGAAGACGGAUGGGGAUCGUAGCUCUAUGGAAGAAGAUGCAUCGGUCCCUGCCCUUGGCUUUGUAGAUGAAUCUAAGAUCACACACUCGUAGGGUGUGAUCUUACAAAUGAACAGGGAGAAAAAUCGUUUUAAAUUGUUUCAUAUAAAAAAUAUAAACAUUAGCAUGUUU